Messenger RNA from Galdieria sulphuraria, 934 nucleotides. Its product is annotated as S-formylglutathione hydrolase. Bases 9 to 881 code for a protein of 290 amino acids. The transcript has 4 exons. The record is from RefSeq and is a predicted model, not a curated record. Gene Ontology annotation, biological process: formaldehyde catabolic process. Gene Ontology annotation, molecular function: S-formylglutathione hydrolase activity. Lineage: Eukaryota; Rhodophyta; Bangiophyceae; Galdieriales; Galdieriaceae. Gene Ontology annotation, cellular component: cytosol.
CCCACAAAAUGCAGCAUUCCAUUCAUCAACUGUCAUCUUCAAAAUGUUUUGGUGCUACUGUGGAAAGAUACUCACAUAUCUCUCCUACUUUAGGUAACACUUCAGCAAAGUUUCACGUGAUUGUGCCUCCGCAGAUAAAGGACAGAAAAGUACCCGUGCUAUAUUUUCUGGCUGGUUUAACUUGCAACGAUGAAACUUUUGUUCUUUACAGUGGAGCUCAACGUUAUGCAGCGUUUUACGGUAUUUUGGUUGUCUGUCCUGAUACCUCUCCUCGAGACACUGGAAUUGAAGGAGAAGAUCGCGAAUACAACUUUGGAAGUAGUGCAGGUUUUUAUGUAAACGCUACGACACAACCUUGGAACAAAUGUUAUCAUAUGUUUGAUUAUGUCACAAAGGAACUUCCAGAAGUGAUAUGUUCCAAUUUCAACGUGGAUAAUACUAGACAAAGUAUUUUUGGUCAUUCUAUGGGAGGACAUGGAGCACUUAUUUGUGCAUUGAAGAAUCCCACUCAAUAUCUUUCAGUCUCAGCUUUUGCUCCUGUGAGCAAUCCUUUAAACUGUUCCUUUGGUCGUAAAUGUUUAAGAGGCUAUUUGGGCAACGAUAAGGAGUCCUGGAAACAAUACGAUGCAACGGAGCUGAUAAAGGGAAAGGGUCCUCAAUUUUCAGAUAUAUUCAUUGACCAAGGAACUUUGGAUCCAUUUUUAAAAGACCAAUUGUUGGUAGAAAACUUUCAUAAAGCUUGUGACAUGGUGGGUCAGAAGUUGACACUUCGUAUGCGGCAAGGUUACGAUCAUGAAUAUAAUUUUAUUUCUACAUUUAUUCAUGAUCAUUUUGCUUAUCAUAAUUUAGCUUUGAGCCAAAAACCAAAUGCUUCCAUUUGAACAUUUUUGUUGUUAUUGAAAAGCUUUUGUUGAAUAAAGAUUUUUUUACAAUG